UAGGAACUAAUAUAUUAAUUAGCUGUUCACCCGAGUUUUUACAACAAGGACGAAAAGUCGUAGUUCCGCUGCAACUUCCGUUAAAGAUACAAGGGCUGUUGUUUUCAAAUAUAACAGACGUUUUGUCCAUCACUGUGUAACAUUCAAUCCGAGUUGGAAUCCGGCUCGUGUUGUUCCGGGUUUGAUCACUCAUCAUGAUGCGUUACUGGGGUGAGAUCCCUGGUCCUGCAGGGGCUCCUCCCAGUCGCAGCUCCUUUGACUUGCUCCAGCGUGAGUUUCGCUCAGUGGAGAUGCAGGACCCUCCCCUGCACCAGCCCUCCGCCCAGCGUCCACGGCCCACCACAAUGUUGGACAUCCCCUCAGAGCCCUGCAGCCUCACCAUCCACACAGUGCAGCUGUGUCAGCAUGCCCGCCGCCUCCGUGGCCUCCUGUCAGCAGCCCAAGCCCAGGCUCAGGGUCAGACCUCAGCGUCCUCUGAGGGUGGCAGCAAGCUGGAGGAGGCUGAAACCAACCUUCCCCUGCGUCCUCCCACCCCACCUGUAAUGCCAGAUGACUUGCUACCUGUGGACAGCAAAGCCCCGCGGCAGCCCUUCCUGCUCCGCCACAGUGACCCUGAAAGUGACUUCUAUAAGGGUAAAGGCGAGCCUGUCACAGAGCUGAGUUGGCCCUCCUGCAGGCCGCUCCUUUAUCAGUCCAUAGCCACCAUCUUGGCCCACGCUGGCUUUGAGUCGGCCCAGGAGAGCGUGCUGGAGACCCUGACUGACUUGGUGCAUGAGCAUUACCUGCGCCUCUCCCGCAUGCUGCGGGUGGCUGUGGACCGAGAGGCACGGCUAGGAGCGAGCCCCUUUCCAGAUGUGGUGGAGCAAGUGUUCCAUGAGGUGGGCAUUGGCAGUGUGCUGGCCCUGCAGCGCUUCUGGCAGGUGCGGAUCAAGGACUAUCACAGCUACAUGCUGCAGGUGAGUAAAGAUCUGUCGGAGGAGUAUGAACGACUGGUGAACCCAGAGAAGGCUCUGGAGGACUCCAAGCCUCCGAGGAUCAAGGAGGAGCCCAUGAGUGACAUCUCCUUCCCUGUUAGCGAGGAGCCCGAGGCUGACUUGGCCUCCGGGGACCAAGCUCUGCCCAUGGGGGUCCUCGGGGCCCAUGGUGAAAGGCUGGCUUCAGGCCUGGACGGUGACCAUUCUCCUCACACCUCAGGUGGAGGCGGAGCCAACAACUCCCCGCUGUGGCCCCAGGUAAAAAUGGAGCCGCAGGAUGGCGAGGAGGGCCAGGGUGCUGGCCACCACCACCACCAUCACCACGGUGUCCUGGGUGGAGACGUGUUCGAGGAGGGGGGGCCCAUGUCCACCAUGAGCGAGUCAGGAGGAGCCAUGGCGCCCUCUCCCGGAGGCGCGGCGUCAGACGCCAGCUACGCUUCACACUCGCCCGACUCUUUGAUGGGCACGUCGCCCGUCUUCAACCAAAGGCCCAAGAAACGGGCGAAGAAGAUGUGAAGCGGGAGUGGACCCUGAACUCACCAGCAAGUCUUCCACAUGAGCUGGAUGUAUGACUCAUCUGAACAAAGUGACUGAACUGAACUGAUGUGGAGAAAGAAAUGUUGUAGUUUUUUAUGUUUGUUUGUAUGUCUAGUUCCUCUUUGGAUAUAAAUAAUGGGUUUAUUGUCAAAAGAAUAAACACCUUUUGAAGUAA
This is a messenger RNA of Centropristis striata (black sea bass), 1686 nucleotides long. RefSeq names its product SPT7 like, STAGA complex subunit gamma (gene supt7l). The record is from RefSeq and is a predicted model, not a curated record. The transcript has 5 exons. Lineage: Eukaryota; Metazoa; Chordata; Actinopteri; Perciformes; Serranidae. Gene Ontology annotation, molecular function: protein heterodimerization activity; transcription coactivator activity. The coding region runs from base 195 to 1490 and encodes 431 amino acids. Gene Ontology annotation, cellular component: SAGA complex.